CUCACGUGUAGUCAUAGUGUGUCCCAAAACAACCUAUUAUUUUAUAUUUAAAAAAAAAAAAUCGAUAAACGGUUUAAUAGAAUAUUUGUGUAAUAAAUGUCAAGAAGUUCAACCUGUAGCCCAGCGGUAUGUGGGUUCAAAUUCCAUUACUCACAAUUUUUUUCCUUUUUUUUGCUUUAUAACCUCAUCUCGAAUUUUUGACAUUUAGAAAAUUAGAAGUUAGAACUCUCUCAUAACAUCCUAACUCCCCUAAAUCGGAAUCCCCAGCCGCCGCCGCCGUUCACCGCCGCGGAUUUUAGCUCCGUCCGUGGCUCCGUGUUGUCGCCGAUUAGGUGUUUAGGUAUAAGGUCCGUCCGUCAGUCCGGGGCUCAUACUUUGUGGAAAUUCGCGGUUUUUUGAGAAUGAAAAGUAAAACAACUCGAGGUUUUAAAGUUCAAAGAGUUGGUUUUGUAUGUGAGGAUGGUCAAUAGUAAUUGGGAUAUCAUCCAUAUCCCGGCAAAGUCACCUUUCUUACCCACCCAACAAUCUACAGUUGACGUCUUUGCAUCAGUGAUAGAUCCAAAACUUGCCAACACUUUAGUCAGGAAAUUGAAUAAAAUUGCCCCAUUGGAGAAUCUUCGACAUGUGAAACGAGUGCGUAAGAGUUGUUCCGAUGGGCAAACUCAAUUGUCCGUGAUUAUAUGUCUAACUGGUGAGGAUGGCACCGAGCUGGGUUGCAUGCCCAUGGACUUGCGAGAGCUGACCAAUUGUUACCAGUUGAGUCCCUUUGUUACUCAAGUUUGCAAAUAUGCUGCGACAACUAAAGAAGAGUGGGAAGAACAAUGCAAAUUAUGGCCUACAUCAUUUCAUCCUCCAACAUACAACAUCGAGGGCAUCACUGGAUUUACUGAAGAAAACACAACUAGAAUAUUUAACUACAUGAAUUUUGCACUUAAGUUGGCAAAAUCUGCUGGCAAUCAGUUUGUUAAUUCUGCGGUUAUUGUGGAUCCAUUCUCAAAUCAAGUAAUUACUAGUGCUUGUGAUGAAAUCUCUUCAUGGAACAUGCGUCUUGAUGGCCAUGAAGCACACUCCCUAGAUGUGGUUGAAGCCUCAACAUCUCAUACUUACGCUAAUGGAUCAUCAUCAUUGAAUGGGUCUUUUAAUGUUUCCAAAACAUCAUGCAGCAGCAUUUCUUGUUUGAACCCAUGGCAUUGGACACAGCAAAAUCUGUCGUCAUCAAGGUCUUGCUUUUGGCACCCUCUGCGACAUGCUUCUAUGGUAGCCAUUGAAUAUUCUGCAGCAAGGGAUAGACGUUUGUUCCCAACUAUAGGAGAAGCUAAUGAGGAAUCUGUUCAGUUGAGUCCUAAUGUGACUUUGGCUGUAGGAUUGCCAGUCAAGCGACAGAAGACUAAUUUAGCAAAUGUGAAGAGUAGUGUUGAUGUUCCAGCUGAUGGUUUUCUUUCCAAAUCAGAAAGACCUUACCUGUGUACAGGUUAUGAUAUAUAUCUUGCUUGGGAGCCAUGUGCAAUGUGUGCCAUGGCUCUUGUUCAUCAAAGAAUAAGGCGUAUAUUCUAUGCUUUUCCAAAUCCAAAUGCGGGUGCUUUGGGCACUGUAUACAGACUACAGGGUGAGAAAAGUUUGAAUCAUCACUAUGCAGUUUUCCGAGUUAUACUGCAUGAUGAAGAUCUGCCAGUUUUGGAGAAUCAACAACAGUAGAGAAAGAUGCUGAGAAAAAAGGAAAUGCCUGCAUGUCAUCCAGCUUAACGUCCUUAGGUAUGCUACAUUCAAUGCCAUCAUCUAACAGCUCUGUCCCAUAGGGAUGAGGAAAAUGGUGAUCGUAUCAUUUACUAUAUAAUACUUUUGCUUGGUUAUCAACUUAACAUUUAAGAAAUUGUUAUAUUUUAGAAUUUUCAGGAACUGACCAGAUAUUCCUGAGUGUAAAAAGAAAUUGUGUACACGCCUUGAUAGAUAAAUUUAUUGUGAUUUUUUUACUGGAUUUUAGAAUUGGCUCUUAGUAAUUUGAUUUGUGUCUAUUUGUGUCAGCUCCCUCACUUGGGACGGUUUGAGUUUAAUCUAUACAGAGAUUAUAUUGGGGAGAAACUAGAUAAAAGUGAAUUGGUACA
Chenopodium quinoa (quinoa) is the source of this 2102-nucleotide messenger RNA. Its product is annotated as probable inactive tRNA-specific adenosine deaminase-like protein 3. NCBI's taxonomy places the organism in Eukaryota, Viridiplantae, Streptophyta, Magnoliopsida, Caryophyllales, Amaranthaceae. Gene Ontology annotation, cellular component: cytoplasm; nucleus. The record is from RefSeq and is a predicted model, not a curated record. The coding region runs from base 460 to 1695 and encodes 411 amino acids. The transcript has 11 exons. Gene Ontology annotation, molecular function: tRNA-specific adenosine-34 deaminase activity. Gene Ontology annotation, biological process: tRNA wobble adenosine to inosine editing.